UAUUUUCCUAAUAGAUUAUUUUCCACUGCUCAAGGCACAUUUUACACUGAUAUAAUGUUUGUAAAAGUAAAAAGGUACACAAAGAUAUCAGAUUGAGUUUGAUUAUAUUCAGCUCACAGAAGCAGGAAGUAUUAUUUUCACUCUCAUUGCAUACAAACAACAUGGCGUCUCAUCAGCAGCCACCUCCAGUCCAUCAAAGGCCCUUGCAACAAGACUGGGCCAAUCGUGAAUAUAUUGAAGUGAUAACUGGAAGCAUUAAAAAGAUAACGGACUUCUUAAAUUCUUUUGAUACAUCCUGUCGGUCCCGCUUGGCAGUUCUCAAUCAGAAGCUUACUGAACUGGAGAGGCAGGUUGAAUACAUCGAGGCGCGGAUUGCGAAUAAUGAGUAUGGGCAGCUGAAUGAUCAACAAAUAGAUGAAAUUGAAUAACCAAAGGGGAAACACUGUCAUGAGCAGAGACUGGGACCAGGUGACUUGGUGGCCUCUACUGUGGGAGUUGAUGUCCUGUCUUCUGUACACCAAGGAACUCAAGGCUCAAUAUUAUGAUCAGUGCAACUGUGUAUAUUAUAGAUGGAACUUUUCCCUCAUAGUGAGGACUUUUUUAAAAACCGCACACAAGAGAAACUGACAUUCUACUCAAACUUACCAUGUUGACUCUGCUUUUAUAUGCUGUGCAUGACAUAUCCACCUACAAGUUCUUGGUGGAAAGGCAGAAAAAUAGUUGGGUUUUUUUUGUUGGGGGGGGGGGGGGGGUGUUUGCCUAUACUGCUUUAUUAUCAAAUUAAUUUCUUACUGGACUGCCUGUGGUCCUUCAUCUUGGAGUGUAACCUUAGGUUAAGUUUCUUAUUGCCAGAGCCAUAUUUCGAUUUGAACAGCUGGCGGCUGGUAGGUGUUCUGACUGUCUUGUUAUCAUCUAUUUCUUUCAAUAUUACUAUUUUCUGUAGGCCUAUCUGUGCCUAGCAAAAUAAGGCUAUUACACGCUGACUCUCAGAAGAAGAUGAUACAACAUUUGGUUUUUAAUUGCUUUCACAUUCAUUUCCCUUGGCCCCUUUUUUGAUAGUUGCAUGCGCACACAUUGGCUAGUUCUUAAGUAGAUCUGUCACUAUAGAUUUCUUUCUUCUGCAUUUUCUCUUCUGUUGUGACUUAAUCAAUAUCAGUCUCCAGAAGCACAAACGCCUACUGAAUGGUCCUUGAGCAUUUGGUGCUCUGUACUUCAGUAGAAUGGGAAUUUCCAGCAUAUAAUGAGGGAGUGCCAUUCGUAUUGCAAAGUUAUGUGUAGGUCCUAGAGAUCCAAGUGCUAAUAAAAGGGUGCAAAAAAAAGUUAGAUAUGUGUUCCUCAGCUUUAACACUGUGUAGGUAUUUAUUUCCCUGCAAGGGUUGAGAGUGUGACAGCAGAAAAAAUAUUUAUGGAAUUUUGCUUUGGGUAACAAUACUUGAUAUGUUGCUUCAUUUUCCUACAAAACCAUUUUUCCUUUUUGUUUGCCGUUUUCUGUUUUCAAGACCCUCGUUUUACAUGGUUUUGUUAAAUCUGGUUUGCAGAAUGUGUAUCUUUACCAAUAUUUAUGGGGGUCUUUUUUUUUCUUCUUUUUUUUAUAUGAUUUGAAAAUGGUGUGUCAUUGAUGGACAUGAGUGUACUUGAAUUUUUCAAUUUAGUGACAUAGAUAUAAUAUAAAGUUUAAAACCUGUUGCGAUGUUAUAGCAUGCUCACUGCUUUGUCCAUGGAACACAUAUUUUUGGUCCUUGUGUACAGAUGCUGGCGUGAGCUGCUCGGGAACACAACACUCUCAGAUGUGUAUGUGCAUUAACUCAUGCAGGUGUGUUGGGACCAUGGAAGAAUCCAGAACUUUGAGAGAAUGCUGGCAGGAAUAGGUUUACUGAGGAGAGAGAGAAGCACAUUCUUUGGGAGAGAAUGGGGAAAAUAUAUUCCUGGGUAAAAGUUUUUCUGUUUUGUAUGAAUGAAAAUCGGUUUAGAGUCUUGGUCUGAAAGAUUUUCUUCCUUGUCUUUGCUGAAUGUGUUAUCAUCAUCAUCCGACUAAUAACAGAAAUAUUUUUGGAGUGAAAAGACCGGAGUUGAAAUGUGUGUAGGAUAAGAUGUCUGUGUAAAAUAGUCCGGUGAGUGGCAAUUGUGUAUAACAGGUUUAUGUUUGCUUGUUGUAUGAAAUAACAGGACGAUUGUUUGAGUGUUUGGUGAAGUUUGAAAGCUGUGCAAGGCCUUUUUGAGUGCGUGGUGUAGUGACUGAGGUUUGUUUAAAGUGCCUGGAAGUCUUUGGGGUGAUGUGAUGAGUGCUGUUUGAAAGGAAGGUGAGGGUCAGAUGCUUUGCUCUUGUUCUGUGCUUUGCACCAGAAUGUGAUACCGUCUCAUAAAAGGGGCUGUGGGCGGCCUUUGUUCCCAUUGCAACUCCAUGUGUGGCAUGCUUCAUGCUUAAGCGUGAAUAUGGCUGUUUGGAAAAUGAAUGCCCCUGGCUUCAUCUGCAGUCUUGAAGUUGAAGCCCAUAUAAUCACUCACCAGUGAAGGACUAUGUCCAACCCAGCACCAUGCACAUAUAUGGGUACACCUUUUUUUUGAGAGUUAAGUUGUCUGGCAUUCACGCCUGAUGGAUAUAUGUGUAUGUUUAUGGACAUUUAUUGUAAUUGAAGUUGAAGUGUACACGAUUUCAAGCUGUUGUUGUUUUGUACACAUGUAUUAUUUAAGAACUCAAAAGUAUGCAAGGCUGUAUUGCAUGCACAGCAAUUUUCUGAAGUGAAUGAGUUUUUUGCAAAUAAAACAUUCUUCCUAGUGAAGAUUCAAGUCAUUUAUUUACUGUAUGUUAAGUUGACUGAAUGUUUGAUUACUCCACUUAGAGUCAUGGGCAGUGAAGCAUUAAAUUUGUACUUCACGUCCA
Aplysia californica (California sea hare) is the source of this 2881-nucleotide messenger RNA. Its product is annotated as probable protein BRICK1-B. Gene Ontology annotation, molecular function: protein-containing complex binding. The coding region runs from base 162 to 428 and encodes 88 amino acids. Gene Ontology annotation, cellular component: SCAR complex. Gene Ontology annotation, biological process: cell motility; actin filament organization; regulation of actin polymerization or depolymerization. NCBI's taxonomy places the organism in Eukaryota, Metazoa, Mollusca, Gastropoda, Aplysiida, Aplysiidae. The transcript has 4 exons. The record is from RefSeq and is a predicted model, not a curated record.